This is a messenger RNA of Dicrocoelium dendriticum, 261 nucleotides long. Lineage: Eukaryota; Metazoa; Platyhelminthes; Trematoda; Plagiorchiida; Dicrocoeliidae. The record is from the annotation of a GenBank genome assembly.
AUGGCAGUUCAACAGAAACGCUCCACUGCCGUAGAUCUUACUUGCCUCGGCUCUGAGCCGUCCCCUCUCUUUUGGUAUCACAACGGACGAGCUGCGUUAUCACAACGAUCUUCCGGAGCCAGUUCUAUUUUACACAUUCCCAAAUUGGAUGAUUCAUCCACCGGAGUCUAUCAGUGUGUACAACGUGAUUCCGACAAGGUUACCAAGAUGGAACAGAUCCAUUGUAACGUCUUUGUGCUCGAAUUUAUUCGAGGUGUUUAG